CUCUCUCUCUCUCUCUCUCUCUCCGUCUCCGCAUCGACACUUCCGUCAUGUCGAAAAAUUCUAUUGAAUCGCCUGCAGAGCAGAAGCCGAUCCACACUAUCCUCCUAGACUCCUCACCACUUCUGCUCAACACACCUGGCAUAUCUACACUGCUGGCAAAUGGCCAUGUUCUUGUGACCACUCCUUCUGUGAUCGCUGAAAUACGAGGCGAGGAAGCGAGAACGAGAAUAGAGACACUUUACAAACCCUUUCUCGAAAUUCGGACCCCGAAACCCGAAAGCGUCAAACAUGUCAAGGAAUUCGCUAGGAAGACCGGUGACGGUGCCGUGCUCAGUCAGACCGAUUUUGAAGUACUUGCACUGGCAUACGAUCUUGAGUGUGAGCGGAAUGGAGGCGACUGGCGGUUACGAGCGACACCAAGACAAAAGAGAUUGAAUGGUGCACCCCCGCAGAAAGAGCCAGACGAGACUACGAAGCAGGAUGCGUCCACUGUCGAGGCCAUCCCGGUACAAAACGAAGAAACAAACCAUAACGACGAGCAAGUUUCCAUCGAAGCUCAUGUCAAGUCUAUGACUCUGCAGGACGGUGAGGUCGAGGCAGCCCAACCACAACAAGAACGUGAAGGGGUCGAAAUAGAGGAAGGCCGAGAGGAAUUGCCAUCUCAAGAAGACACAGAACAAGUCGUCGAAGUGCCGACGAAUGACGCACAAUCCGACUCGGAUGAUGGCUGGAUUACACCUUCAAAUAUCAAGAAACGGCAGGCCAAAGACGAGGCUGCCAAUAGCAAACCCAAGCCUAAAAGCGAAACGAAACAUUUACAGGUCGCCACCAUGACAGGCGAUUUCGCAAUGCAAAACGUACUGCUUCAGAUGAACCUCAACCUCUUGUCCACCAAAAACUGCCAACGGAUCUCACAGAUCAAGCAGUUCAUACUCAGAUGUCAUGGGUGCUUUGCCACCACCAAAGACAUGAACAAGCAAUUUUGUCCACGAUGCGGCAAGCCUACACUGACUAGAGUCAGCUGCACGACUAGCGACAAGGGGGAGGUGAAGUUGCACCUCAAAGCAAACAUGCAAUGGAACAAUAGGGGCAACGUCUUCUCGAUUCCUAAACCUACUGCUGGCACUUCGAAUCAGAAGUGGAAAGGACCUAGGCAAGGCGGCGGACAAGGUGGUUGGGGCGGUGAUUUGAUCCUGGCUGAAGAUCAGAAGGAGUACGUUAGAGCCAUGUCAACGAUGAAGAGGACGAAAGAGAAAGAUUUGAUGGAUCAAGACACGCUUCCUAGCAUUCUGACUGGCGAUCGAGGUCAGAACACUGGACGGAUCCGGGUGGGAGGCGGUAGGAACAUCAAUUCUCGAAAGAGGCAGUAGAAGUAUCGGAAAGUCUCGGAUUUUAACGAAGCCAUG
This is a messenger RNA of Exophiala oligosperma, 1406 nucleotides long. RefSeq lists its product as uncharacterized. The coding region runs from base 48 to 1370 and encodes 440 amino acids. The transcript has a single exon. Gene Ontology annotation, biological process: ribosomal small subunit biogenesis; maturation of SSU-rRNA. Lineage: Eukaryota; Fungi; Ascomycota; Eurotiomycetes; Chaetothyriales; Herpotrichiellaceae. The record is from RefSeq and is a predicted model, not a curated record. Gene Ontology annotation, molecular function: RNA endonuclease activity. Gene Ontology annotation, cellular component: preribosome, small subunit precursor.